This is a messenger RNA of Pollicipes pollicipes, 1672 nucleotides long. Its product is annotated as perlucin. The transcript has 4 exons. The record is from RefSeq and is a predicted model, not a curated record. Bases 440 to 988 code for a protein of 182 amino acids. NCBI's taxonomy places the organism in Eukaryota, Metazoa, Arthropoda, Thecostraca, Pollicipedomorpha, Pollicipedidae.
GCCCCAGAGGAGGCCGACAGGACCCGCUCCGGAGGUCAGCUCCAGAGGAGGCCGACAGGACCCGCUCCGGAGGUCAGCUCCAGAGGAGGCCGACGUGACCCGCUCCGGGGUCAGCUCCAAAGAAGGCUGACCCUGACCGCGCCGCCGACCGGUGUCGGGCGCGUCAGGCCGCUGACGCGGCUGGACCUCAUGGUGCGCCGGGCUCCGGCCAGAGACCGUCCACCAGUGCUGACACCGACCAAACACUGCCUACCAGUGCUGAUGACUGGCGCCAUGCUGACCGACUGUGACCCGACCGUGACCCGACGCUGAUCACUGACCCGAGCGGUAUCAGCCGUACAGGGCCCGCCCGAUCCGCUAACCCGAGGUCGGCCCCGGCAGUGCGGUCCAACGCGGACGGUGGAGGCCCUAAGCAUCGGGACAGGGAGAGCGCAGUAGAAUGCAGUGGACGUUUCCGACUACCGUGCUGCUCCUGCUGCUCCUGACACAGAGAAUCCAGGCCAACUUCAUGUUACAGCGGCUCUCCAACCUCCUCGCUCAGAACACCGUGGAGCGGGCGGCGCUGUGUCCGCCCCUGUUCUCGGAGGUGCGCGGCCGCUGCUACCACUACGGCUCGUUCCUGGCCAGCUGGUUCCGGGCAGCCGAAUAUUGUCACAGCAUGGGAGAGCAUGUCAGCCUGGCCUGCGUGGACGACUCGGUCGAGAACUGGGCCAUUAAACGCUGGCUCCUCUUCAACGGCGAUCACAAGACGGGCGCGUGGAUAGGAGGAUCGGACAACGGCCACCACGGCAUUUGGGCCUGGUUUCCGACGGGUCAGCAGGUGCGGUUCGCCGACUGGGGGCCGUCGCAGCCCACCGGCGGCGAUCAGCACUGCAUGUACAUCGUGGGCGGCAUGCUGGGCUACCAGUGGGCCGACCUACACUGUGACUUCGAGAUGAACUUCAUCUGCGAGUACCGUGCCAACCAGGUCACGCCGUGGUGGCGUUAGACCGGCGAUGGGCCGGUCUGGAGGAGCCACCCCGUCCAGCAGGAGCCUUUCAACUGACCUGGCGUAACGGCUCCCCCACAGACGACUAGCACGCACCCCGGAGCGGCGGCGACAGCGGCUCCCGCUGGAUUGGCGGGAGCCGCACUGCUCCCUCUGGAUUCCUGUGCGUUCGUGACGGGUGACCGGUGGCCGACCGCGGGCCGAUGGCGUCGUGGCGGGCUGCCUGUGGCCGAGUCCUGGCCGAUGGCGUCACGCCGUGGCCGGCGGACGGACGCCGCGCUGUAAUGGACGCUCGGCCACGUCCAGAGACCGUACCGUGACGCCGUGGGACGGGGCCGUGGCGCCCUGAGGCCGCAGUGCGACGCCCUGGGACUAGGGCGUGAUGUCCCGGGUGUAGUAACAUUCCACUGACAUCAGUAGGCCGUGUUCUGGUGCAGUGACAAACAAUUUAGCCAUGCCUCACCGAGAAGCCCAGAUUCCAGCGGCGGCUGGUUUAACCGUGCGUGUCUCUGGCGUCUUGGACAGCGAUCGCUUGGAGAAUUUAGCUGACUAUAAAGAUGGACGCUGGACAGGUGCUGCCGUACCGACAGCUGACAGCUCUGGGUGACGGAUGUGAGUGAUAGACAUGCUGGACGUGCCGGAACGUAUCACUAUGAGUGUGGUGAUGCACUGUCUUGACGCUGU